Molecule: messenger RNA, 2122 nt
Organism: Sorghum bicolor (sorghum)
Lineage: Eukaryota; Viridiplantae; Streptophyta; Magnoliopsida; Poales; Poaceae
Product: transcription factor TGA2.3
Exons: 10
Coding region: 825-1817 (330 amino acids)
Biological process (GO): regulation of DNA-templated transcription; DNA-templated transcription
Molecular function (GO): DNA-binding transcription factor activity; sequence-specific DNA binding
Source: RefSeq, a predicted model, not a curated record
UAAGCUAGAAGCUGAGGGAGAAGCAAGCUGGACUAAAUUGCCCUUGCCCGCACGCCCCUUGCCCACCGCCUGGACUCGUCUCGCCCGCGGCCGAUCUCCUCCAUUCGCUCGCCGCGCCGCAACCCGGAGAGGAGACUGCGCUCGGUCGAGCACCACCUGGGACCCAGCAUCCUCGCGACCAUCUCCGGCACGGCGUCCGCCCUCUGCAGCCCCGGUGUCCCUGCGACCGUCGCUGCUGUCCUACUUCGCCACUGGCCACUUUGCCCGGCGACGAGCACCACCGGGACACUAGAUUAUACCAAAUUGGAGGCAUACCCUGGAUUUAAAUCUUGGGUCCGUCACUGUUCUGCUCCCUCCCCCACUCGCGCUCGGCACAUAGGCGACCGUGGUGGCGCUCAGGCUCGGGCUCUCAGCGACUACAGGGCAGUCCCAGGCUUGGCGGCGGCGUCAGAGGCUCCCUCUCCCGCCUCUCACCAGUCGCCUUGCGCCCUCACCUCCGGUCCUCGGCACACCAGCCGGCGACCCUGCGUGCGCGCCUCCUGUUCCCCUCCUGCCUCCGGUGGACCAUCGACCGCGCCCGGCCCCGGCAGCUGCGCUGUGCGUCGCCCGCAGCCGGCGGGCAGCGGGAGCCAUCAGCCGCUGCUCAUUUAUGCCCCAAAGUGAAGCGUUACCCGUCUGCUUAGCGCUUCAGCGCACUGAAGCGUGCGUUUAGUGCCGCUUUUUGGAACAAAGUGGUACAUAACUGGUUCCAUUUUUUAACAAGAAGAUUGUAUAAUCUGAUUUUGCCUGAAGGACGCAUUUUAAGAACCGAAGUGUAGUCUACAAUGGCAGAUGCCAGCCCUAGAACAGAAACAUCAACAGAUGAUACUGAUGACAAUCAUGGGCUUGAACCAGGCCCAGGUGCUCUUGGUGUUGCUUCUGACUCCAGUGACAGAUCCAAGGACAAACAUGGAGAUCAAAAGACACUGCGUCGUCUUGCUCAAAAUCGUGAGGCUGCAAGGAAGAGCCGAUUAAGGAAGAAGGCAUAUGUUCAACAGUUGGAGAAUAGCAGACUAAAACUUACCCAACUAGAGCAAGAGUUGCAACGAGCACGUCAGCAGGGCAUUUUUAUAUCUAGUUCAGUUGAUCAGUCACACUCCAUGAGUGGAAAUGGGGCAUUGGCCUUUGAUAUGGAGUAUGCGAGGUGGUUGGAAGAGCACAAUCGGCAAAUUAGUGAACUAAGGGCUGGUGUCAGCGCUCAUGCAAGUGAUACUGAUCUCCGCAGUGUUGUUGAUAAGAUCAUGUCACACUAUGAUGAGAUUUUCAGGCUCAAAGGAAAUGCAGCCAAGGCAGAUGUCUUUCACGUCUUAUCAGGCAUGUGGAAGACACCAGCAGAGAGGUGUUUCUUGUGGCUAGGAGGUUUCCGACCAUCUGAGGUUUUAAAGCUUCUUUCGACACAACUUGAACCUCUCACCGAGCAGCAGCUGUCAGGGAUAGGCAACCUUCAGCAAUCUUCACAGCAAGCUGAAGAUGCUCUUUCACAAGGAAUGGAGGCCCUUCAGCAGUCCUUGGCUGAAACCUUGGCCGGGUCUCUUUCGUCUUCUGGAUCAACAGGAAAUGUGGCAAACUACAUGGGUCAGAUGGCCAUGGCCAUGGGAAAGCUCGGAACGCUUGAGAAUUUCCUUCGUCAGGCUGACAACCUGCGGCUGCAGACCCUACAACAGAUGCAAAGGAUCCUGACCACUAGACAGUCAGCUCGGGCGCUGCUUGUGAUAAGUGAUUACUCUUCACGUCUCCGUGCCCUAAGCUCUCUCUGGCUUGCUCGGCCGAAGGAAUAGCAAGAACAUGCAAUUUGACUGCAAUACUUUCACAAUUUGGUUUUCAAUGGUUAUCUUAUCACCAGGAGAUUUGACAGGGCUGCGACAGACUUGAUUUGGACAAAAUCUGCACAUACUAUAAUCCAAAUGGAAGGGGGAUGUUGAUGUAGCUUAGGCUGCUUAGCCAUGUAGUUAAGUGUUCAGUUCAUGGUUCAUGAUGUAUUAUUACCAACUUCUGUAAAAUUCUCACUCUGUAUGCCCCUGAUUUGCAGCGUGUCAUUAAAAUGCACAUUGAUGUUGAUCAGUCGAUUUUUGUUCACUCUGUA